CGCCGUACAGGAGGACGUCCAGGAAGUAGCGGACACGUUAGCAUUAGCAUUAGCAUCUGAACAGUUUGUCAUCAAAGGCAGACACACAACAGAGUGAGAUCAAAGGACAGACACACACACACUCUCCGCUCUCUGGACUCGAACCUCCUUCAGAACCGGAACCGGAAGCAUGGCCAAACAAGCUGCUGCUCUCCAGACCUACAACAACGAGCUGGUCAAAUGUCUGGAGGACAUGUACCACAGUCGUGACGAAGACAACCGACAGACCAAGGACGAGGAAGGAGAGAAGGACCGACUGCAGCACGACGUCCGCGUCCUCACGGAGAAGCUGAGCCGGGUCAACGAGAGCCUGGCGCAGAGAUACGCCAACCGAGCCAUCCUGGACAGCACCAUCGCCGAGUCCGAGGCCGCGUACGACAAGAUCGUGGAGAGCUCCCAGGCUCUGCUCAGCAUCCUGAAGCAGGAGGCAGGAAACACCAGUAAAAACGCAGAGGCUCGGAGGAAGGAGCAGUGAAGUCAACCAGACCUCGUUCACUCUGACCACUCAGCACUUUUUAUGCAGUUUAUUCUCCACGCUGGACUAAUAAUGUUUGAAUUAUAUGUUAAUUCUUUAUUCCAAUAAAUGUUUUUCUUACUA
This is a messenger RNA of Limanda limanda (common dab), 637 nucleotides long. RefSeq names its product Sjogren syndrome nuclear autoantigen 1 (gene ssna1). The record is from RefSeq and is a predicted model, not a curated record. The coding region runs from base 170 to 514 and encodes 114 amino acids. The transcript has 3 exons. Lineage: Eukaryota; Metazoa; Chordata; Actinopteri; Pleuronectiformes; Pleuronectidae. Gene Ontology annotation, cellular component: centrosome; ciliary basal body.